AUGUUUUUUUAUACUAAUAUUAAUAAUACGACUACACGAGUCCAAAGUUUCGGUCUACACCUUAAACUGAAUGGCACAUUGAUAAAGGCAAUACAUGACAAGAAACGGAGCUGGGGUUGUCUUCCUAUAGACAACCAGAGCUCUGGUGUAUGGAGGAAAAUUGUGAGAUGUAUCGAGUCGAUCGAGUACAAUAAUAUGGGAAUUCACCAGCUUCUGAAUGGAGUUUGUGGCGACGGCGCUGACAUUAGAUUUUGGCUCGAUAUAUGGGAGGGAGACUCGUCUCUCAAAGACGGAUUUCCAAGGCUUUUUAGACUCAAGAAAGAUAAAAAGUGUUCAAUUAAGAACCGAUUGAGGAUGACCGACAGUGGCUUUGAUUGGAGUUGGAAUUGGUCCAGAGGGAUACAGCAGGGAGAAGAACUUAACAAGUUUAAUCUUAUGUACAAUUCAAUUGCAGACAAGCGCCUUGGUGAAGGAAUGGACAGAUGGAUUUGGAUAGGUAACACAAGCAACAUGUUUACGGUUAAAGCUGUCAAGAAUGGGAUGAUUACUGGACAGAACUUGAGUGAUAGGUACAUCCUACAGUGGGCGUCUUGGGUUCCAAAAAAGAUCAAUAUUUUCAUGUGGCAAAUGGUUAUGGACCGCAUUCCCACUGCUGAUGCUCUUAAGGUACGCAACUCUGUUAUCAAUGAUGACAUAUGUGUUCUUUGUGACGAGAGCCUUGAAUCAACUAGUCACAUGUUUUGCUCCUGUGGUGUGGCCUCUCUAAUAUGGUACAAGAUCAGUACGUGGUGCAAGGCGUUUCCCUUUUUUGUUUUUACUACAAAGGAUCUUGUGGAAAUUCAUAAUCAUGUUCAAAUAGGCAAGAAGGAAAGAAAGGCUUUGAAAGGAAUAAUCAUGAUACCGUGCUGGUUCAUUUGGAAGGAAAGGAACGAUAAGAAAUUCGCUAACAAUAAUGUUGUAGUCGAAUCGAUUUUCCAAAAUACUAGAUCUAUGGGUUACUUAUGGUAUAGAAAUCGUAAGAAAAAUGUUUCGAUUAGUUGGAAGGAGUGGUGUAGGUUUGAGCUAAUGUAA
This is a messenger RNA of Erigeron canadensis, 1071 nucleotides long. RefSeq lists its product as uncharacterized. NCBI's taxonomy places the organism in Eukaryota, Viridiplantae, Streptophyta, Magnoliopsida, Asterales, Asteraceae. The record is from RefSeq and is a predicted model, not a curated record. Bases 1 to 1071 code for a protein of 356 amino acids. The transcript has a single exon.